GGUACGCUCAUGACGCCGCGAAAUUUUCCGACAGUGACAGUUUAACUUUUUAAAUCUAACCAGCCAGUCGCAAGAACUGGCCGGUUUUAUUUAAUUUUUUAAUUCUUUUCGGCCAGUAUUGAUCGAAGAAAAAUCCAGUGCUGGCGAAGUUUUGUUUUUUAAUUUUAUUUCGGCCAGUAUUGAUUGAAGUUUAAGUGCUGGCGAGUGCCAAUUUUUUUAAAUUGGAAAAUUGUAUUCUGCCGGUUUAAAAUGGGGUUUUUAGAAGAGAGGGAUUUUGAUACAGUGCCGACGAUUAAGGAGUUUUAUAAUGGAAAGACUAUUUUGAUCACUGGAGGGUCUGGUUUCAUGGGCAAAGUUUUGAUCGAAAAACUUCUGUACUCAUGUACGGACCUGGAUCGCAUUUACUUACUAAUGAGGACCAAGAAAGGGGUCAAAUCUGAGGACCGACUGGUUGAACUCUACGCCACAAAUUGGCUCUAUGACCGUUUGAAGAGAGAGAGGCCAGGUGUCUUCGAGUCCAAGGUUCACGUGAUUGCUGGAGACAUCCUGGAGCCAGGAUUAGGACUCUCCGAGGAAGACCGCACUCUUCUUGUCAACCGAGUCAACAUCAUAUUCCAUGUAGCGGCCAGUGUUAGAUUCGACGACCCUCUCACAUUUGCUUGCAAGUUGAAUUUGCAGGGGACGAAAGAAAUUGUUGAUUUGGCGAGGGACAUCACCGAUUUAAAGGCCCUAGUCCAUGUAUCUACCUCUUACUCUAACACGAACAGAGACCCAAUCGAGGAGGUCAUGUAUCCCCCCCACGCUGACUGGAGAGAUACACUCAAGGUCUGCCAGACUAUAGAUGAACAUACCCUGAGGAUCGUGACACCAAAGUACCUUGGUGAGCUGCCAAAUACCUACGUAUUCUCGAAGCAACUGGCCGAGCAUGUUGUCUACGAGCAAAAAGGACAGCUGCCUGCCGUCAUCAUUAGACCUUCCAUUGUGAUUUCGAGUGUGUCAGAGCCGAUGCCAGGUUGGAUUGAAAACUUCAAUGGACCAGUCGGGAUCCUUGUGGCCUGCGGAAAAGGGAUCAUGCGAAGUUUGUACUCUGAUCCUUCCCUGAUUGCUGACUACAUACCUGUCGAUGUCUCCAUCAAGAAUAUCAUCGCCGCUGCUUGGGCUAGGGGGACCAAACCCCUAGAGAAAACAGACGACAUUGAGAUCUACAACUCCUGCGCAGGGAAGCUCAACAAUAUUACAAUGGGGGAGCUUGUUGAGACGGGCAAGCGAAUGGGGGCAGAGGUACCCCUUAACGAUAGUCUGUGGAUGGUUGGAGGGGCUAUUACCACCUCCAAGACUAUACAUUACAUUAAGGUUUUAUUUUUGCACCUUUUGCCGGCCAUGUUUAUCGAUCUCAUUUUAUGGAUACUCGGAAAGAAACCAAUGUUAAUAAAAGUGCAAAGGAGGAUCUACAUCGCGAACCUGGCUCUCCGUUAUUACGUGACGAAGCAAUGGACCUUUGACAACAAGAACUUCGUCAAGCUCAGAUCAAAAAUAAAAAAGGAAGACCAAGCCGAGUUCUACUAUGAGGUUGAAAAUGUGGAUAAGUUCGACUAUUUCAUGCAAUGCAUCAUCGGUGGACGGAGGUACUUGCUGAAGGAGAAAGAUGAGGAUCUACCUAAAGCCAGGGCUCACUACAAGAGGGUAUACUGGCUGGACAAAUUGGUGAACUGCCUAUUCUACUGCUUCCUAUUUUGGAAGAUUGUCAAUUCCAGUUAUCUUCAGGAGUUCUUUCUUGGCUUCAAGGAGUUAUUCUAAGAUUUGAGUCAUAUUUGGUAAUUUUGUGUUUAGUCAGUCAUUAGUAUAUUUGGGCAUUUCUGUUUUAAGAUUUUUUAAGAACUGGGAAACAAGUUUUGAGGCUAUUAGAUGAUCAAUGAGAAAAAUGUUUUUUUUUUUAUAGGUUUGCUCCGUUUUAUACAUACACACAGAACGAACAAUAAAAUAAAAAAAUGUAAUAUAAAUUUUUAAUUACAAUUUUUUUGCAGUAAGAUUGUAAAAAUCCUAUUUAGAAUUUUAAAUGAAAACUAUAUAAGUAUGUAAAUAAUUGAAAAGUCGACAUUGAAAGUUAAAAUAAAAAUGCCCAUUUAUAAAAUAACUGAUUUAGUUUCUAAUAUGCUAUCAAAUUAAUUAAAUAGCCAGAAGGAAAAUUUAAAGUAAUUGCAUUGUAUGUAUAAUAUCUGUCUGCGAAUGUAUAAUUAAAAAUAUUUAUAAUUUAUGUAUGUAAUAUUUAAAUCUUAUUAGAAAUAACCUCGCAUAACUAAGUUAAAAGCAACCAAAUGGGAAAAUGUGUAAAAAUAUUAACCAAAGUGACCAAAGCAAGUUACCAAAAUCAUGUGAUCGAAAUAGCCAAUAUUGAUUAUAAUUAAGUAAUAAUAUAAAUAAAUGAAUGUACAAUUUUUUUUAUAACUACUUAUGAAUAAUAAACGAAGUUUUUUGUUGAA
Leguminivora glycinivorella is the source of this 2480-nucleotide messenger RNA. RefSeq names its product putative fatty acyl-CoA reductase CG5065. The record is from RefSeq and is a predicted model, not a curated record. Gene Ontology annotation, cellular component: peroxisome. Gene Ontology annotation, biological process: long-chain fatty-acyl-CoA metabolic process. The transcript has 14 exons. Gene Ontology annotation, molecular function: alcohol-forming very long-chain fatty acyl-CoA reductase (NADP+) activity. Lineage: Eukaryota; Metazoa; Arthropoda; Insecta; Lepidoptera; Tortricidae. Bases 250 to 1797 code for a protein of 515 amino acids.